Molecule: messenger RNA, 567 nt
Organism: Scaptodrosophila lebanonensis
Lineage: Eukaryota; Metazoa; Arthropoda; Insecta; Diptera; Drosophilidae
Gene: Lsm10
Product: U7 snRNA-associated Sm-like protein LSm10
Exons: 2
Coding region: 6-452 (148 amino acids)
Biological process (GO): mRNA 3'-end processing by stem-loop binding and cleavage
Cellular component (GO): cytoplasmic U snRNP body; nuclear body
Molecular function (GO): histone pre-mRNA DCP binding; U7 snRNA binding
Source: RefSeq, a predicted model, not a curated record
UCAACAUGCAACAUUUUAGCGCACGCGAAAAGUUUCUUAUUUCAAACACACUUAACUGUGUCCCGAUGAUGAUACAAGGGCACGCAGUGCUAAUAGAUUUGCGGAAUGAGACUUCGGUGGCAGGAGUUGUGGACAUGGCAGAUGGCCAGAUGAAUAUAGAACUAUCCAAUGUAGUGUUGAUUGAUCGGAACGGUCAUCAAUAUGCAUUUGAUUAUUUAAUGGUACGUAAUCGUAUGAUUCGUCAACUGCACAUUCCUCCCACUAUCAAUAUGCAACGGGAACUUCCCGAGGCAAUGGAGCGCGGGAUAUUACGACGCAAGCGUGUGAAUAAAACAAACACGAAACGCACCUUCAAACAAAAGCGAGCCGAAGAAAAGCAUAAAGAAAUCAUGGCUCAGAUUACAAAACAGAAACAAACGGAAUCUUUAAUGUCAUCGGGAACAAAUGGGUAGGAUAUCUAUGUAUGAAUGAAAUGAUUUCUAAAUAAUCAUAUAACAAGGGAAUAUCGCAACAUCGAAUAGCAUCAAGUCGAGAAUUUCCUGUUAUAGUUCUCGAGAAACUGCAAAG